Molecule: messenger RNA, 2414 nt
Organism: Daucus carota subsp. sativus
Lineage: Eukaryota; Viridiplantae; Streptophyta; Magnoliopsida; Apiales; Apiaceae
Product: heat shock 70 kDa protein, mitochondrial
Exons: 6
Coding region: 84-2126 (680 amino acids)
Biological process (GO): protein folding
Cellular component (GO): mitochondrion; cytoplasm
Molecular function (GO): ATP-dependent protein folding chaperone; ATP binding
Source: RefSeq, a predicted model, not a curated record
GUCCUUGUUAAAACCCCUAAAACCCUCACACAGCCUCUCCCUUAAACCCUUUGAAUCCAUUUCUUGCAGGUGUUGAAUAAGCCAUGGCCACGUCUAUGCUCUUGCGAUCUCUACGCCGCCGAGAGCUUCACACUUCUUCCUUAGCUGCUUACCGAUCGUUUACUGGAAUCGCCAAGUCGCCUAUUGCCACUCGGCCUUUUACUGAUAAAUUGACAAAUUUCGCGAGAUACUUCAGCUCAAAGCCGGUUGGAAAUGAGGUUAUUGGUGUUGAUCUGGGUACAACAAACUCAUGUGUUUCGAUUAUGGAAGGAAAGACUCCUAAAGUGAUUGAGAACUCUGAAGGAGCUCGAACUACACCUUCCAUUGUGGCUUUCAAUAACAGAGAGGAGCUAUUGGUUGGAACUACUGCCAAGCGUCAGGCUGUGACCAACCCAACUAAUACGAUUUUUGGGACUAAACGAUUGAUUGGGAGACGUUUUGAUGAUCCUCAGACACAAAAGGAAAUGAAGAUGGUACCAUAUAAAAUAGUUAAAGCUCCAAAUGGAGAUGCCUGGGUUGAAAUGAAUGGGAAGCAGUAUUCCCCAAGCCAGAUUGGAGCAUUUGUUCUUACCAAGAUGAAAGAAACUGCAGAGGCUUAUCUUAAUAAGGGUGUAAGUAAGGCUGUAGUCACAGUACCUGCCUAUUUUAAUGAUGCACAAAGACAAGCAACUAAAGAUGCUGGGAAAAUUGCUGGUCUAGAAGUGCUAAGAAUUAUUAAUGAACCAACUGCGGCAGCACUUUCAUAUGGGUUGGACAACAAAGAAGGUACCGUUGCAGUUUUUGAUCUUGGAGGUGGAACUUUUGAUGUUUCCAUUCUUGAAAUAUCUGGAGGUGUAUUUGAGGUAAAAGCAACUAAUGGGGACACAUUUCUUGGUGGUGAGGAUUUUGACAAUACCCUAUUAGAUUUCUUGGUUAAUGAGUUUAAGAGAACAGACAAGGUUGAUCUAUCAAAGGAUAAGCUUGCUUUGCAAAGGCUUCGUGAAGCAGCCGAGAAGGCUAAGAUUGAACUUUCAUCAACUUCACAAACUGAGAUUAAUCUUCCAUUUAUAACUGCGGAUAGUUCUGGUGCUAAACAUCUAAAUAUACAGUUAACCAGGUCUAAGUUUGAGACCUUGGUAGGUCACUUGAUUUCUAGGACCCAGUUACCUUGUACGAACUGUCUAAAGGAUGCUGGAGUCUCGGCAAAAGAGAUAGAUGAAGUCCUACUUGUUGGAGGAAUGACCAGGGUUCCAAAGGUCCAACAAGUUGUUGCUGAAAUAUUUGGGAAGACUCCAAGCAGAGGUAUUAAUCCUGAUGAGGCAGUUGCAAUGGGGGCUGCUAUUCAGGGUGGUAUACUGCGGGGAGAUGUGAAAGAGCUCCUUUUGUUAGAUGUAACUCCACUGUCACUUGGUCUUGAAACGCUUGGUGGCAUUUUCACCAGAUUAAUUAACAGAAAUACAACAAUACCUACCAAGAAAUCUCAGGUCUUUUCUACAGCAGCUGACAACCAGACACAAGUUGGAAUUAAAGUGCUCCAAGGUGAGCGUCAAAUGGCUUCUGACAACAAGCUUCUUGGAGAAUUUGAACUCUCGGGUAUACCACCUGCACCCAGGGGAUUGCCACAAGUUGAAGUGACAUUUGAUAUUGAUGCCAAUGGUAUUGUUACUGUUUCUGCAAAGGAUAAGGCAACUGGAAAAGAGCAGCAGAUUACAAUAAAAUCAUCUGGAGGGCUUUCUGAUGAGGAGAUCCAGAAUAUGGUCAGGGAAGCAGAUUUACAUUCUCAAAAAGAUCAGGAGAGGAAAGAAUUGAUUGACCUCAGAAAUAGUGCUGACACAGCUAUAUAUAGCAUCGAAAAGAGCUUGGGCGAGUACAAGGAUAAGAUUCCAUCAGAGGUGGUUACAGAGAUUGAGACUGCAGUGUCGAGCUUAAGGACAGCAAUAGGUGGUGAAAAUGCUGAGGAGAUCAAGUCCAAGCUUGAUGCUGCAAAUAAAGCCGUUUCAAAGAUUGGGGAGCAUAUGAGCAAAGGCUCGGGAGGGGGCGCCUCUGGAGGGUCUCAGGGUGGAGACCAGCCUCCUGAAGCAGAGUAUGAAGAAGCAGCCAGCAAAUAGACCAACCUGCUAGCCUACAAAGUUCAAUAAAUUCAGACUAAUUCAAAUCAUUGCAUUGGUUCACUACCAUCAGUUUUUUGUACUUGGAGACUCCAAAGGUAACUUGAAUGCUGAGUAUAGAAGAGAAUGAAAUUUUACAUUUAUUUAAAAUGCUACAACAUUGGUUAUAUCAUGAUGCCUCUAAUUUUUUUCGAUUUAAUUGUUUGGGGAGAUACUCAUGAACCUUUCCCAGUUGUAAUCACUAUCGAUUUUUCUUAGUUACGUUAUUAUUUCAUGGUCUUAUUUUGA